AAGAAGGAACCUCGACGACAUUAGUAGUGGACACUGCCGAAACACUACACUUGAAGUUUUAAUCAAUUCUAACUUCAGAAAAUCCAGGAUAGGACAACAAAGAGAUAUAUAAGCUCUAAUACAUCAAUAUACCGAGAUGGAGAUUCCUAGCCAAGAAAUUCAUAUCAAGAUUGAUAACCCAAGAUCAAGUAACAACAAGAGAAAGAGAAAGACUAGCCUCGCUGAUGCGGAACCCAUUGUCUUGAUGUCAGUUUUGAGUAGUCUCCAUGCAGGCUAUUUCAGAAUAAGCCUUUCUCUAUGUAGCCAAGCAUUGCUAUGGAAGAUAAUGGUCCAUUCCCAUAGCGAACUACCGUCUAUGGCGUACUAUAUCCUGUGGUACUUAGCACUUAUAACGCAAGUAUCACUCUGUUUUUUGUAUGCCUUCAAGUGUAUUUUCUUAUUUCACUUGGUGAAGGAGGAGUUCGUGCAUUAUAUUGGAGUAAACUAUCUUUAUGCUCCAUCCAUUUCAUGCCUUUUACUGCUUCAAUCAGCUCCUAUGAUAGAACCACACAACGUUUUGUAUCAGACACUAUUCUGGAUCUUUGCUGUUCCAGUAUUGACCCUAGACACAAAGCUUUAUGGCCAAUGGUUCACAACAGAGAAAAGGUUUUUGUCGAUAAUGGCAAACCCGGCAAGCCAAGUAUCGGUAAUCGCAAACCUAGUGGCUGCGCGAGGAGCAGCAGAGAUGGGUUGGAAAGAGUGUGCUCUAUGCUUGUUCUCACUAGGAAUGGUUCACUAUUUGGUUAUCUUUGUCACACUCUAUCAACGCUUACCAGGCGGAAACAACUUCCCAACCACGUUGAGACCUGUUUUUUUCUUGUUUUUCGCGGCACCAGCCACUGCUAGUCUAGCUUGGAACUCUAUUUGUGGAACCUUUGACACUAUAGCGAAGAUGUUGUUCUUUCUUUCUCUCUUCAUCUUCAUAUCCCUAGUCUGUAGGCCAAAUCUUAUAAAGAAGUCGAUAAAAAGAUUCAAUGUCGCGUGGUGGGCUUACUCGUUCCCUCUCACCUUUCUCGCUUUAGACUCGGUUCAGUAUGCACAAGAGGUGAACGAACAUGUCGCUUCGGUCUUGAUGUUUAUAAUCUCAUCCAUCUCAGUUUUGAUCUUCUUCGGUGUGAUGUUACUGACAGCAGCAAACAGUAAAAGAUUACUCAGACGUGAUCCUGUUCUCUGGUCUGCUACUGGUCCAAAAGACAAAUAAAGAUCGUAUGCUAAAGCUAGUCUUAACCACAAAUGAAUGUAACAUAUGUA
Capsella rubella is the source of this 1290-nucleotide messenger RNA. RefSeq names its product S-type anion channel SLAH4. Lineage: Eukaryota; Viridiplantae; Streptophyta; Magnoliopsida; Brassicales; Brassicaceae. Bases 137 to 1240 code for a protein of 367 amino acids. The record is from RefSeq and is a predicted model, not a curated record. Gene Ontology annotation, cellular component: membrane. The transcript has 3 exons. Gene Ontology annotation, biological process: intracellular monoatomic ion homeostasis; transmembrane transport. Gene Ontology annotation, molecular function: voltage-gated monoatomic anion channel activity.